Molecule: messenger RNA, 639 nt
Organism: Candidozyma duobushaemuli
Lineage: Eukaryota; Fungi; Ascomycota; Pichiomycetes; Serinales; Metschnikowiaceae
Exons: 1
Coding region: 1-639 (212 amino acids)
Source: RefSeq, a predicted model, not a curated record
AUGGGUUUGUUUAGCAAAGACGACAAGAAACUGCCAGAAAACAGGCCACCAGCCCCUCUUCCAACAGACCAAGGUGCAUCUGGUGCUCCAUCUGAUGCACCUCCAUCUUACGACCAGCUGCAGCAGAUUCACACUGGUAACGAUGAGACGCCCCAGUAUAAUGACAACACGUACGGCCCCAGCGAUUAUCCUCCAGAGAAGCAAACAGGCCCCAAUGGAUACCCAAUUGAUAAGAAGGGAGAUGGUUUUGAACAGCCUCCUCCACAACAAGGCCAGUACUUUCAGGCUCCACCACCUCCACAGAACCAAGGAUCUGGAUGGGAGGCACCAGGGUGGGGUGGAGCUCCACAGCAGCCACAGGGCUACCAACAAGGCAAUGCUUCCAUGCCUCCUAAUGCCUACGUGAUUCCUCCAAGAACUGUCAAUAUCGCCACAGACAAUGGGCAGUACACUAGACCGGAGUACCAGCAGUAUAAGGCAAGGGAUCAACAACGGAUGGCCUAUGGCGACUUUCCAAAACCUAGAGAGGCAUUCAAGCAUGGUGCUCCAUUAGAACCAAGCAACAAGAGUCAAGGCAAGUCCUCAGGAGGAUUUCCCGGCAGCUCAGGUACUUCGUACUACAAUGCCGCAAAUAGGUAA